Rhizopus microsporus ATCC 52813 is the source of this 636-nucleotide messenger RNA. RefSeq lists its product as uncharacterized. Gene Ontology annotation, molecular function: guanyl-nucleotide exchange factor activity; translation elongation factor activity. The record is from RefSeq and is a predicted model, not a curated record. Gene Ontology annotation, cellular component: eukaryotic translation elongation factor 1 complex; cytosol. The coding region runs from base 1 to 636 and encodes 211 amino acids. Lineage: Eukaryota; Fungi; Mucoromycota; Mucoromycetes; Mucorales; Rhizopodaceae. The transcript is spliced from 3 exons. Gene Ontology annotation, biological process: translational elongation.
AUGUCUUUCACUCUUGAAGCUCCUUUGGCCUAUAAGAUUCUCGAUAGCUACUUUGAAAACGUCUCUUACGUUAAGGGUGUCGAAGCUUCUGAUGCUGAUGUCGCUGUCUUCAAUGCCUUGACUGAAGGUGUCUCUGCUGAAGCUUACCCUCACUUGGCCAGAUGGUACUCUCACAUUGCUGCUGUCAAGGGUUUAGCUGCCAAGGAAGGUGCUGCUCCUGCUGCUGCCCCUGCCGCCGCCGCUGAAGAUGAAGAUGACAUUGAUCUUUUCGGUUCUGACGAUGAAGAAGUUGAUGAAGAAGCUGAAAAAAUCAAGGCUCAACGUCUUGCUGAAUACAAUGCUAAGAAGGCUGCCAAGCCUAAGCCUAUUGCAAAGACCACCAUCACUCUUGAAAUCAAGCCUUGGGAUGAUGAAACUGAUAUGGAUGCCAUGACAAAGGGUGUCAAGGACAUCACCAUGGAUGGUCUCCUCUGGGGUGGUCACCAACUUGUCCCUAUUGGUUACGGUAUCAGAAAGCUUCAAAUCAACUGUGUUGUUGAAGAUGAUAAGGUCAUGUUGGAUGAUUUGACUGACCAAAUCACUGCUUUGGAAGACUAUGUUCAAUCCGUCGAUGUUGCUGCUAUGCAAAAGAUUUAA